Messenger RNA from Solanum verrucosum, 960 nucleotides. RefSeq names its product protein GET1-like. The record is from RefSeq and is a predicted model, not a curated record. Gene Ontology annotation, biological process: tail-anchored membrane protein insertion into ER membrane. Lineage: Eukaryota; Viridiplantae; Streptophyta; Magnoliopsida; Solanales; Solanaceae. Bases 130 to 654 code for a protein of 174 amino acids. The transcript has 7 exons.
AAAAUUUCGAAACUUUGCAUCAGAAAUCAGAGAAAGGAGAAGAAAACACGAAAGAUGUGCGGAGAUGUUGGUUCCGCAAGGAAGAUGAGGAAUCCAUAAAGUAAGCAGGAGAAAGGGUUGGAGAAGAAAAUGGAGAAAUCAAUGGAAGGAUCGGUUGCCGCGCCGAUUAUAUUCCUUAUCGUCGUCGCCGUUCAGUACCUUUCCCGUUAUGUCGAACUCAAUACCAGUAGAGUUGCUGUAAAUGCUGCAGAGUUGAAGUUGCGUGCAGAAAUUAAGCAGCUGCAGAAGGAAGCGAAUGCCAUGUCACAGCCUUCAACAUUUGCACAAGCUGCCAAACUAAGGAGGACGGCAGCAGCCAAGGAGCAGGAGCUUGCAAAAAAUCAAGAAAAGCUCAUGAAAGAGAUGAAAUCGUCAUAUGAUAAAAACAGAAAGGCCCUAAUGGUUGUAAAGGUCUUGACUUACUUCUUGAUGAUUAUCUGGUUUUGGCGUAUCCCUGUAGCUUCCAUACCUAAGCAGCUCCUGCAACCAUUCGGUAGGAUAUUGUCUUGGCGAUCUGGAGGUCCAUCGAAUGAAAAUGUGAUGGUGGGAGUCAUUCCAUGGUUAAUAUUGUCCACUAGAGUCAGCAAACUUAUCUGCCGGAAAAUAUUCAAAUAGGAGAGUAAGGCUCUAGAUACACAUCAAUCGAAAAGAAGAUGGCCAGUCUACUGAUGUGUAUUUAUUUGAUUGCAAUUAAUAGUCACAUCGAUCUGUAGAUGAAAUUUUGUCCUGAAUGAGUCGAAUAAUACUGUAUCAUUUUUGACAAGAUACAUUAGUGUGAAGAGUAACUCGUAAACCUUUGUGUGGUAGUGCCAACAGUGUCAUUGCCACAGAAAGCAAAGCUAUACUCACUGUAGCUAUAGAGGUGUGGAAUCAUGAAUAGUAACUGAAAUAAACAUAGUUAUAGGUAACCUUUUUUCUUUU